Messenger RNA from Caenorhabditis angaria, 2043 nucleotides. Lineage: Eukaryota; Metazoa; Nematoda; Chromadorea; Rhabditida; Rhabditidae. The record is from the annotation of a GenBank genome assembly.
AUGUCGACUUUGGGCAGACGAACACCGGGACCAGAAGGAAAGAAAAAAGAGAGUUUUGUGGACAAAUUGACUGGAACAUUGUCAAGAAAAAACAAAAAAGCAAGUGGAGAAGAUGAACAUUUGGAUGAUAAUGAGGUUUUGGAGGUGAGCUGAAUUUUGAUUAAUAAAAAAAUAAUUUAAAAAAAAUUCAGCUCGAAUUGGAAGGACGCCAAGCUUUGGAUUCAUCGUUAAUUCCAACUUUGGCUAAAAAUAUUUGGCUUGAAGAAGGUGAGUUUUUGAAAUGAUUUUUAGAUACAGUAAUCUAAAGUUUAAACUUUCCUAAUAAAUCCAAAAUUUUUCGAACGAGAGUAUCUGAUUAAAAAAUGAGUAGAAAUUUUUCAAAAUUAAUUAUUUUUAGUAUUUCAUAAAGUUUCUGGACUUAUGUUCAAGAUCAGAAAAAUUCAAAAUUCUUCAACUUUUAUUUGGGAUACCCAAAAAAAAUCAGCAAUAAUCUACUUUUCAGAAAAAAAGUCCAAUUUAGUUUUUUUUAUUGUGCCACAUUAAUCAACUUACAUACUGUAGGCCAAAUCAAACUUCCCAUGCACCACAUAAAAUUAGUCCCAAUUUCUAGGCGAAACCCGUCGAUACCUCACCAAAGAAACCGCCCGUGAUCCAAAAAUCGGUCAAGUUGUCGAUCUUUUGAUUUAUUGGCUCAAUGAAGAAUUGGCUGAUCAACGAAUUGUCGUUCGACAUAUUCAAGAAGAUAUGUAUGAUGGACAAAUUAUCCAAAAAUUGUUGGAAAAAUUGGAACAAAUUAGAAUUGAAGUUCCGGAAGUGUCACAAUCUGAAGAAGGACAACGACAAAAACUCCAAAUUGUUAUCCAAACUGCAAAUCGAGUUAUUAAUCAACAACAAAAUGAGCACAAAUGGACUGCUGAAUUGGUUCAUGAAAAGGAUAUCACUGCAAUUCUUCAACUUCUUGUUGCUCUUGCUCUUCAUUACCGUGCUCCAGUUCGUUUUCCAGACAAUGUAGUUGCAAAUGUUGUUGUCGCUGAAAAAGAGCACGGACAAAUUAAAACUCAUCGAAUUACUGAACAAAUUACGACUGUACAAACUGAAUUGGCGCCAAAAGGAGAACGUGAUGCUUUUGACACACUUUUUGAUUAUGGACCGGAUAAAUUGGCACAUGUUAAAACCUCUCUUCUCGCGUUUUGCAAUAAACAUUUGAACAAGAUAAAUCUCGAAGUUUCGGAUUUGGAUCAUCAAUUCCAAGAUGGUGUCUUUUUGGUGCUAUUAGUCGGAUUAUUGGAAGGAUAUUUUGUGCCGCUUUAUCAUUUCAAUUUGCAGGUUUGUAGAGAAAAAAUUAUUCCAAAAACCCGAAAAAAGUUGUGACGUGACAAAAUUUGCGAAAAAAUUAAAUUAUUUUUUUUAGGGCUGCACGAUGGGGCGUGGGGGCGGCCCCCUCGCCCCGCCACGCUUUUGCCCCCUCGCCCCUUUGCCCCCUCGCCUCUUUGCCCCCUCGCCCCAUUUUCGCCCCUUCGCCCCGUCGCCCCUCGCCCCCGUUUGUAACUGUGUGCGCGCUUCUAUCUUCUUUCAUUUCUUCACCACACACAGUUACAAGCGGGGGCGAGGGGGCGACGGGGCGAAGGGGCGACGGGGCGAGGGGGCAACGGGGCGAGGGGGCAAAGAGGCGAGGGGGCGAAGGGGCGAGGGGGCAAGCGAUUUUUUGCACGGUGUUUCAUCGCGGGGUGCCCCACGUGCAGCCCUAAUUUUUUUUUCAAUUCGGUGUUCUCAGAAUUGAUCAGGAAGUCACGUUCAGAAAUUUCCGUAUAAUUUUGAAAUUUUUCUGACCUUUCCUUUUAAUUUUUACUCCGAAAUCCUUGCAAUUUUUUUCAGGUUCAAAAUCACGAAGAAAAAGUGAAAAAUGUACAAUUCGCUUUCAAACUAAUGGAAGAUGCUGGACUUCAAAAACCAAGAAGUCGAGUUCAAGAUAUUGCCAACGGCGAUGUUAAAAGUACCCUUCGACUUCUUCAUCUCCUUUUCACCAAAUAUAAACAUAUUUAA